Molecule: messenger RNA, 1040 nt
Organism: Equus caballus (horse)
Lineage: Eukaryota; Metazoa; Chordata; Mammalia; Perissodactyla; Equidae
Source: RefSeq, a predicted model, not a curated record
AUGCGGCAGAGGAAUCAGACCUCUCUAGCAGACUUCAUCAUUGAAGGGCUCUUUGAUGACUCCUUCCUCCACCUUUUACUUUUCAUCUUGAUCAUGGUGCUCUUCCUGAUUUCGGUGAGUGGCAACACUCUCACCAUUCUCCUCAUCUGUGCUGAUCCCCGGCUUCAUACACCCAUGUACUUCCUGCUCAGCCAGCUCUUCCUCAUGGAUCUGAUGUUUGUCUUCACAACCAUCCCCAAGAUGGCUACCAACUAUCUAUUUGGCAAGAAGUCGAUCUCCUUUGUGGGCUGUGCCAUCCAGCACUUCUUCUAUUUGUCUUUGGGUGGUGCUGAGUGUCUUCUCCUAUCUCUCACGUCCUAUGACCACUAUGUUGCCAUCUGUCAUCCACUGCGUUACACUGUUCUCAUGAACAGAAAGGUGGGACUGAUGAUGGCUGUCAUGUCAUGGUUGGGAGCAUCCAUAGAAUCGCUAAUUCACACAGUGUUCUUGAUGCACUUGCCUUUCUGUGAGCCUCAAAAAAUCUACCACUUCUACUGUGAGUUUCCAACUAUUGUGAAGUUGCUAUGUGGAGAUGUUACUGUUUAUGAGACUGUAGUGCUCAUCAGCAGUGUCCUACUUCUCCUCCCCAUCUUCUUGAUUUCUACAUCUUAUGUCUUCAUCCUCCACAGUGUCAUUCAGAUGCAUUCAGAUGGGGGUAAGAGAAAUGCCUUUGGAACCAGUAGCUCUCACCUCACUGUGGUUUCCCUCUUAUUUGAUGCUUGCAUCUUCUCAUAUAUGAGGCCUAGGUCUCAGCGCACCCCAUUGCAAGACAAAAUUGGUUCUGUGUUCUAUAGUAUCAUUACUCCCACACUGAAUCUUUAGAUUUAUACUCUUCAGAAUAAGGAUGUAGCUAAGUCUCUGAGGAGAGUGUUGGGGAGAGACAUUAUCACUCAAAGACAGUAAUUGCAGUUGCCUUGAGUAUAAGAAUGGAAUGGGAUUAGCUCCUUAAAUUUAUCUGGGUAAAUCCCUAAGAGUUUUCAAGGGUCAAGAUCCAUGAUGAC